AUGGACCGAUUUGACAGCCUAAAAAUUCCAUUUGGACGCCUCGACUUGGACUUAAAAAAAAAUGGAUCAGAUUAUCAAAAGAUGCUGCAAGAAAUCACUGGUCGCACUACAGUCCCGCAGGUUUUCUUCCGUGGCGAAUUCAUUGGUGGCUGCGACGAUGUGAUGGCAAUUGAUGAUGAGACCAUUGUGAAAAAGGCGAAUGAGAUGAAGUACGACUAUGAUAUGGUGAUCAUCGGUGGUGGAUCCGGCGGGUUGGCUCUAGCGAAGGAAUCGGCAAAGUCAGGCGCUAAAGUUGCUCUUCUUGACUUCGUCGUGCCCACACCUAUGGGCACCACCUGGGGUUUAGGUGGUACUUGCGUCAAUGUCGGCUGCAUUCCCAAAAAACUUAUGCAUCAGGCUGCUCUUUUAAAUCACCAGAUGGAAGAUGCCGAAUCCUUCGGUUGGGAUGUAAAUAGAGGUUCGCACGACUGGACAAAGAUGGUGGAAGGCAUUCAGGACUACAUUCAUUCCCUCAAUUUUGGCUACCGUUCAGUCCUGAUGAACGCCAAUGUCAAGUACCUCAACGCCCUUGGUGAAAUUGUGGACGCACAUACUAUUAAGACUACAAAUAAACAGGGCAUAGUGAAGAACAUCACAGCUAACACGAUUGUCGUGGCUACGGGUGAGCGUCCGCGCUAUCCUUCAAUUCCAGGGGCCAAAGAAUAUGGGAUCACCAGUGAUGACCUCUUCUCACUGGAGCAUAAUCCGGGAAAGACACUGUGUGUGGGAGCGAGCUACGUCUCCCUUGAAUGCGCUGGCUUCUUGCGAAGUAUCGGGUGUGAUGUGACCGUGAUGGUGCGUUCAAUUUACCUUCGCGGUUUCGAUCAACAGAUGGCUGGACUAGUCAGUGACUACAUGGAGAAGUACGGUGUCAAAUUUGUCCGUCCCUGCGUUCCUACUUCCGUUCGAUGCUUGGAGGAGUAUGAUCCAGGAUCGAACAAACUUGCCAUCUAUGAGGUUGAGGGUAAAUACGAGGAUGGGACGCCGUUUAAGGAUACUUUUAACACAGUUCUGUUUGCAGUGGGGCGUGAUCCCUGCACAACCAACAUUGGCUUACAGAAUGUCGAUGUCAAGACCACCGAUGGUCGCAUCAAUGUUGAUGACGAGGAGUGCACAAAUGUUCCAAACAUUUAUGCUAUUGGCGACGUUAACAACGUUGGCUAUCAACUGACUCCUCUCGCUAUUCAGGCGGGAAAGAAUCUUGCUCGCCGUCUCUACACCGCAGACGACUGCCGGUAUGGGCUCAUCGCUCCUUUGUAA
Molecule: messenger RNA, 1299 nt
Organism: Hydatigera taeniaeformis
Lineage: Eukaryota; Metazoa; Platyhelminthes; Cestoda; Cyclophyllidea; Taeniidae
Source: the annotation of a GenBank genome assembly